CCCUCUUCCCAUCUUGCCACCUCGUACGCAUCGCGCUGCUCCCCUGCUCCCGUUCAAAGCAACGCACGCUUCGACUCUCCUCCGCCUCCCCACCGAUGGAACCCGCAGCCAUGUCGAGAUUUCCGUGCUCCGCCAUCUCCCCGGUCUGCCAAUCAUCCGCUCCGCUUCUCCCCGCCCGAUUCGCCGUACAACCCCGCCGCGCGCCGGCCGUCUGGACCCUCUCUGCCGCCAGGCCGCUCGUCGCGCGGUGCGCCGCCGGAGACAAGAUCGAGGCCGAGACGCCCAUCGAGAAAAGGUUUCCUGCCUUCCCGACUGUCAUGGACAUCAACCAGAUCCGCGAUAUCCUGCCCCACAGGUUCCCUUUCCUUCUAGUUGACAGAGUGAUCGAUUACAAACCAGGCGAAUAUGCUGUUGCGAUCAAGAAUGUGACAAUAAAUGAUAACUUCUUCCCAGGACAUUUCCCGGACCGACCCAUAAUGCCUGGUGUUCUCAUGGUUGAGGCAAUGGCCCAGGUUGGAGGUAUUGUGAUGUUGCAACCUGAAGUAGGUGGAUCUCGAGAGAACUUCUUUUUUGCAGGGAUUGAUAAAGUGAGGUUCCGGAAGCCUGUAAUUGCUGGAGACACCUUGAUUAUGAGAAUGACUCUGAUCAAGUUACAGAAGAGAUUUGGAAUCGCGAAGAUGGAAGGAAAAGCUUAUGUUGGUGCCGACUUAGUAUGCGAAGGGGAGUUCUUGAUGGCUACUGGAUCAGAGUAAAGGCAGGAGAUAUAUUUAUACAUAAAUUUUCAAUUUAGUGUGAAGUCAUAUUUAGUGCCCCCCUCAAUCUAAGUUUUGAACUGGGCCUGUAAUAGCGAUAUGAUGUCUUCGCCUUUCCAGUAUCUUGGUCGAAUGUUGCUGCUUAAUGCAGGAGUAUCAGGACUGUAGGGUUACAAGUUACAACUGCUGUUGAUGGAACAAAUCAAUACUUAUCCGUUGGUGUUACCAUUUCCAUGCAUGAA
This is a messenger RNA of Phragmites australis (common reed), 994 nucleotides long. RefSeq lists its product as uncharacterized. Bases 96 to 752 code for a protein of 218 amino acids. The record is from RefSeq and is a predicted model, not a curated record. Gene Ontology annotation, molecular function: hydro-lyase activity. Gene Ontology annotation, biological process: fatty acid biosynthetic process. The transcript has 4 exons. Lineage: Eukaryota; Viridiplantae; Streptophyta; Magnoliopsida; Poales; Poaceae.